Molecule: messenger RNA, 1125 nt
Organism: Helianthus annuus (common sunflower)
Lineage: Eukaryota; Viridiplantae; Streptophyta; Magnoliopsida; Asterales; Asteraceae
Product: receptor-like protein EIX2
Exons: 2
Coding region: 1-1125 (374 amino acids)
Molecular function (GO): protein binding
Source: RefSeq, a predicted model, not a curated record
AUGGCCCAGGAAGUUAAUGUCACACCUCUUCCCAUGUUCAUUGAUUCCAUGUCUAGGUUAAGAUAUCUUGAUCUUUCCACAAAUUUCUUUAAUGGAUCCAUUCCCGUGUUCAUUGGUUCCAUGACUCGGUCAAGGUAUCUUGACCUUUCAUACAAUUCUUUUUCUGGAUCCAUUCCUCCAGAACUUGGAAGCCUCAAGAACUUGCACUUUUUAUCACUUAAUACCAUUAGCAAUUGUACAAUUGAAAACAUAGACUGGUUGUUUCAUCAUUCUCAUUUGCACCACCUUGAAUUGGAUGGUAUUUCUCUAGCCAAAGCAAACCAUUGGGUAAAUCUCCCUGAUUUCCUUAAUAACUUGUCUGGAUGCACAUCGGUUACAUUACAAGAGUUGGAUGCUUCAAGUAGCAAAUUCACAGGGUCGUUGUCAGAUAAUAUCAAAAAGUUUUCGUCCCUUGAAUAUUUGUCCAUUUCUCAUAACCAGUUAAAUGGCAGUAUACGUGAAAAGGUGAGGCAACUACCAAAGCUUGAAACUCUUGAUGUUUCUUCCAAUUCUCUUAGCGGUGCCAUCUCUAAAAGCAUUGGAACAUCAAAUAUUGUAAAAGUAAACCUUUCAAACAACUCACUCAAAGGAGUUCCUUCUGAAGCUUACAUGUCAAACCUUUCUAGUGUAGAACAAAUUGACUUGAGCUCUUGCAUGUUAGGGCCUAGUUUCCCUAAAUGGAUUCAAAAACUGAAAAGUCUUAAUUAUCUUGAUAUUGCCAAUACCAACAUUUCUGACACAAUUCCUGUGGAGUUUUGGACCUUGUGGCCUUCUCAAUUGACACAUUUGAAUCUCUCUUCCAACAACAUUACUGGGGAAGUAACAUAUCUAUCAUCAAAUUUCAACCCUAAUGUUAUAUCAAGAAUAGAUUUAAGUUCCAACAACUUUUAUGGUUCUAUACCAUAUGUCCCAUCCACUUUAGAAUGGUUAGACCUUUCCAGAAACAAAUUGAGUGGAGGAAUUUUCUUUUUGUGUGAAGUUGUUGAUGGACAACUAUCCUUUCUUGAUCUCUCGGACAAUUCACUGACCGGACAAAUUCCAGAUUGUUUGUGGAAUUUCUGUUGGAAUUUGGUGAAUGGAUAUUAA